Molecule: messenger RNA, 900 nt
Organism: Triticum turgidum subsp. durum (durum wheat)
Lineage: Eukaryota; Viridiplantae; Streptophyta; Magnoliopsida; Poales; Poaceae
Source: the annotation of a GenBank genome assembly
AUGUCGCAGCUCUCGUUGCCAAGGACCCCAAGUUCCUCUGCGCCGGCGUCGAGAGAACCCUGGCCCCCGUCAUCGUCGGGCUCACCGGCCUCGGCUUAUCGCGUUCCGAUAUCGCGUUCCGAUAUCGCACGCCUCGCCUCGCUCUCCCGUUACAGCUUCCGCUAUAGAUCCAUCGUCUCCAAGCUGCAGUACUACAUGCCUCUUUUUGGGUCCUUUGAGAAUCUCCUCCGAGCCCUCAAGAGGAACUUCUACCUUCACUCGGCUGACCUCGAUGAUGUGGUCAAGCCCAACGUCGCGUUGCUGCGGGAGUGCGGGCUAGGUGCCUGUGAUAUUGCCAAGCUAUGCAUCAGUCAACCAUGGCUUCUCGCCGCCAACCCCGAGCGUGUCCAGGCGAUGGUGGAAUGCGCUGAAAACAUAGGUGUGCCCCGUGCCUCUGGGAUGUUCAGGCACGCGCUGCACGCUGUUGCAUUUCUCAGCGAGGACAAGAUCGCAGCCAGGGUGAACUACUUGAAGAACACCUUCAGGUGGACGGAUGCUGAGGUAGGCAUGGCUGUUUCUAAGGCUCCAUCGGUGCUGGCGAGGUCCAAGGAGUCGCUGCAGCGCAGGUCUGAGUUCCUCAUCUCCGAGGUGGGCUUGGAACCGCUGUACAUUGCUCAACGGUCGGAAAUAAUCGGUCACAGCCUAGAGGGCCGGCUCAGGCCCAGGUACUAUGCUGUGAAGUUUCUCAAGGAAAAUGGAUUGCUCAAGCGUGACCCAAGCUACAGUACCGUUUUCAAGAUUAGUGAGAAGGCAUUCAGGAAGAAGUUCAUAUUCCCUCACAAGGAGGCUGCACUGCACCUGGCAGAAGACUAUGAUGCCGCUUGCAAGGGGGAUGUGCCGACUAAUUUCAGAUUCACAUAA